This is a messenger RNA of Tarenaya hassleriana, 1617 nucleotides long. RefSeq names its product homeobox-leucine zipper protein ATHB-6. Gene Ontology annotation, molecular function: DNA-binding transcription factor activity, RNA polymerase II-specific; sequence-specific DNA binding. Lineage: Eukaryota; Viridiplantae; Streptophyta; Magnoliopsida; Brassicales; Cleomaceae. Gene Ontology annotation, cellular component: nucleus. The record is from RefSeq and is a predicted model, not a curated record. Gene Ontology annotation, biological process: positive regulation of DNA-templated transcription.
CCAGCUUGUUCAUGAAAACGAAGCAGCACUCUCUUUCUCUCUCCCCCUCCUUCGGAUUCCUCCUCUGUAAAUAAAUCUCCACGUUCGUCGAAAGAGUCGACUGGCUUAGGUUGUGUUUUUGUUGAGGGCUUCUCUCUCUUCGACUUUGUUUGGUCUCUUGUCUUUGCUUUUGCUGCGUAAGCCUUAUUUUUCUUCCCAAAAUAUGUUCUUUUGUUGAUGGGUUCAUGUAGAGAAGAAGGUCAAGGGGAGAAGAAACAAGAACAGAGGAAGUGGAAGUGUGUUUGGUCAUGAUACCCACUUCAGAUCUUUGUUGUAAUAUUUAAAUUCAAUGGCUAAGAAGUGAAUUCAUUGGGGAUACACCAAAAAAAAAAAAACAGAGCUUUCAGACCAUAGAAAUUAACUGAUCAUCUGAGUCGUGAAAGAAGUAAUUUUGGUGUUUGGGGAUGAAGAGAUUACGCAGCUCAGAUUCUGUGGGCGGUCUGAUCUCCAUCUGCCCCUCUACUUCAGCAGAUGAGCAGAGCCCGAGAGGGUACGGGGGAGAGUACCAGGCAAUGAUCGAGGGUUACGAGGAAGAGGCGACCAUAGUGGAGGAAUAUUCCGGCAACGGCCACGUGGGUCUGUCGGAGAAGAAGAGGAGACUGAGCGUUGACCAGGUUAAAGCACUUGAGAAGAACUUCGAGCUGGAGAACAAGCUCGAACCGGAGAGGAAAGUGAAGCUGGCGCAAGAGCUGGGGCUUCAGCCGCGGCAAGUGGCGGUCUGGUUCCAGAACCGACGCGCUCGGUGGAAGACGAAGCAGCUCGAGAGGGACUACGGCGUUCUCAAAGGACAAUACGACGACCUCCGCCUCAGCUUUGACUCCCUCCGCCGCGACAACGACUCUCUUCUCCAAGAGAUUGCUAAACUGAAGGCUAAACUCAAUGGAGAAGAAGACAACAACGCGACGGAGAGUGAUAUCUCCGUUAAGGAGGAAGAGAUUUCGCUCCCGGAGAUGAAUCGCAAAACCCUAGAGCAGACGGAACCAUCGUCUCCUUCUCCGCUUCUAGAAAAUUCCGGCGAUCUCAACUACCGGAGCUUCACCGACCUCCGAGAUCUCCUCCCACACGCGGCGGCGUCAUCCUCCGCUGCCGCUGUGGCCAUCGCCGACGCCGGAUCGUCGGACAGCAGCGACUCGAGCGCCAUCGUGAAUGAGGAGAGCAGCUCUUCCGCAGUAGUAGCUCCGGCGGCAGUUUCCGGUGGUAAUUUCUUCCAGUUCGUAAAGACGGAGCAGAGAGGCUUCUUCUCCGAGGAAGAGCCGCCGUCACUCCACUGGUACUCCGCCGCAGAUCACUGGACCUGAAAAAAAAUCACCGAUGAGACUUUGAAAGCAAAGAUUCCAUGGCUAAUUCUCCGAUUUCUCUGAAAAUGGGAGGUUUCGAGGGGGAAGGCGGAGAGGAGGGUAGAAUGGGAAUAACAGAGAAUAAGGGAGGAAAAGAUCUGCGCGGGAAUAAUUAAUUAGGGUAAAAUUGUAAUUAUGCUUGGUCUCUUCGUUUACUGCCCUUGUAAUCAAGGACGAGGAUUAAGGAACAAAAUUAAAUCCACGAGGCAGUAAAAUUGCAGUAAAUGAUUUAAUCGGAGUA